ACGAAGCCCAGUUCUUAACCAGUUAACACUACUACAGACAGCAGAAGCGGCACACAGAGCAAAAUACCCACACCCAUCCCAUUUGACGGCGACGUUGGUGACCGCCGGCAAAGAUGAUAGCCUGCAUCGAGCGUUUCGUUCCCGAAAACGACGCCGAAUCGAGAGACGCCAGCGAGGACGAUGGUGUCGACGCAAGAAUUUGCAAGGGUCUCGAGCUUCAGGGCAGAAUCGAUUUCGGGUCAGCUGCUAAUUUGGCCGGCAAGGAUUUCGGCGGCAUGCGCGCCGCCAAAGCGUUAGCGCUGGCCAGGCCGGCCGGAGCUGAUGACGUGGCCCGAGUCGUCAGGGCGGCGUCACGGUCGGCGAAUCUGACGGUGGCCGCGAGGGGCAACGGCCACUCGAUCAACGGCCAGGCGAUGGCAGAGCGAGGCCUCGUCAUCGACAUGAGGGCGAUGGAGAAUCAGAUAGCGGUGGCGGCGGAGCCCGGUGCGACGCCGCCAUACGCCGAUGUCGGCGGAGGGGCAUUGUGGGAAGACGUCCUGAAACGCUGCGUUUCGAAGUUCGGCGUCGCCCCCCGAUCGUGGACGGACUAUCUCGGGUUGACCGUUGGCGGGACGCUGUCGAAUGCCGGCGUUAGCGGGCAGGCGUUCCGGUACGGCCCGCAGACUUCGAACGUGACGGAGUUGGAGGUGGUGACCGGGAAAGGCGACACCGUGGUUUGCUCCGAGACCCAAAACCCGGACCUCUUUUUCGGAGUUCUCGGCGGACUCGGUCAGUUUGGAAUCAUCACCAGAGCUCGGGUCUUGCUCCGGCCGGCGCCGGACAUGGUGAGAUGGAUUAGAUUAGUAUAUGUUGAAUUCGACGAGUUUACGAAGAAUGCCGAGUUUCUGAUUGUUCAACCGAAUGUUGAAUCAUUUGAUUACAUCGAAGGGUUCGUGUUCGUGAACAAUAAUGAUCCAAUUAACGGGUGGCCAUCUGUAACAUUAAAUUUGGAGCAUGAGUUAGAUCCGACCCUUAUUCCUCAAACUGCUAAUCCAGUAUUGUAUUGUUUAGAGGUGGCCUUACACUACAAAAAUCAUGACAAUCCUACAACUAUCAAUAUGGCAGUGGAUCCUCUGCUCGGACGGCUAGGAUUUAGGGAGGCGAUGAAGUUCCAGGUGGACGUGAGCUACACGGAAUUCUUACUCCGAGUGAAGCGUGCGGAGCAGGAGGCAAAAGCAAACGGCAUCUGGGAGGCGCCUCACCCGUGGCUGAAUCUCCUCGUGUCCAGACGCCACAUCGCCGAUUUUGAUCGUGCGGUGUUCAAGACUCUCCUAAAGGACGGGAUCGGUGGGCCCAUGCUGGUCUACCCACUCCUGCGCAACAAGUGGGAUGAUCGGACGUCGGUGGUGUUGCCGGAGGGAGAAAUAUUUUACAUAGUGGCAUUACUCCGGUUCACUCUUCCAUACCCAAAAGGCCCCUCCGCUGAGGAGUUGGUGAGACGCAACAACCAAAUUAUUCAAUGCUGCAAGGAGCAAGGGUUUGAGUUCAAGCUGUACCUCCCCCACUAUCACUCCGAGGAAGAAUGGAAGGGGCAUUUCGGGAAUAAAUGGGAAAAGUUUGUAGAGAGGAAGCUAAAAUUUGACCCCAUGGCCAUCCUUGCCCCUGGCCAGAAAAUUUUCUCAAGAUCCACCGUCUGCAAAACCCUAGGGCGCAUCACUGUGAAGAAGACGACCGUCCCUGUUGUAGGCAAGCUGCCGGAACAACAACAACAACAACCUGUAGAAGAAGACGAGAACACGUCAGAAGAGUUAGAAGAAGGAAACAAACAAGUACAAGAAGAAGAGGAAGAAGAUCAAGCCAAGAAACAGUAGCAGAAAACCCUGCCAAGAAGAAGAAUUGCAAAUCUAUAGGGAUCAUCAUAAGGAAACCGAAUCGAAAGAAGUUGCAGUAAGAGAUAGGAGGACAGCGGCUGCAGGCGGCGGGCGAGAAGGCGAAGAAGCGGAGGACGAAGAAAGGGAUGAGGAGUAGCGGUGGGGAUGAAAGCGGGGUGUUCGAGCAAUUGGCCGAAGAGGCGGUGAGACUGACUAGAUACGCUGGUCGGAUGACGCUGUCAUCUAGGGAGAUGCAGGGGGCGACCUGUGUGCUAUGCUCGGCAGGCUCCAAGCCCAAAUGCCCAAUGAAGUGGGCCAGGCCUCUUAUUCGAAGUUUUGGGUCUUUAAAAUGGGCCUUGAGUCCAUUGGGCCGAUUUAUUCCUCCUGGGCUUAAUUACAUUUUAGCCUAGUUUUCUAAACCUAUUGGCAGAAGUUUUGAUAGUGUGCCACGGGCUUUGAAAAAAUUCUUGGGCUAAAAGUCAUGCAUGAUACCAAUUUCUCGCGAAUCCUUAGUUGACUCAAAUCUAAGACAAGAAUAACAAAGGGGAAAGAAAAAUUAAUUAAUACAAGUUUAUUACCUUA
Malania oleifera is the source of this 2432-nucleotide messenger RNA. Its product is annotated as cytokinin dehydrogenase 7. The record is from RefSeq and is a predicted model, not a curated record. The transcript has 5 exons. Gene Ontology annotation, molecular function: FAD binding; cytokinin dehydrogenase activity. The coding region runs from base 114 to 1850 and encodes 578 amino acids. NCBI's taxonomy places the organism in Eukaryota, Viridiplantae, Streptophyta, Magnoliopsida, Santalales, Ximeniaceae. Gene Ontology annotation, biological process: cytokinin metabolic process.